Molecule: messenger RNA, 294 nt
Organism: Microthlaspi erraticum
Lineage: Eukaryota; Viridiplantae; Streptophyta; Magnoliopsida; Brassicales; Brassicaceae
Source: the annotation of a GenBank genome assembly
AUGGAGAUCAGCUAUCUGGACAAGCAAGAGGGAUAUGAAAAUAGUGCUCCCCAAAGAACUGGGAAGCAAGGUCGUGGUUGGAGAGGCAGGCGACCAUCAGGAGCGGUCCAAGGAACAAUCUCUGAGCAGCUCGAUCGAGUUCACUCUCUCUCUUGGGCUCAAUCGAGUCAGUGCCUCGAGUUAAUGGUGUUUCUCCCUAGAAACCUGUUCCUGCAAGAGUUAGCCAAGAAAAUGACAGAGAUAAAAGAGAAAAGCAAUAUGUACAAGAUAGACAUGGGAAUUCCUCCCAAGUGA